This is a messenger RNA of Acaromyces ingoldii, 1554 nucleotides long. Its product is annotated as general substrate transporter. Bases 142 to 1554 code for a protein of 470 amino acids. NCBI's taxonomy places the organism in Eukaryota, Fungi, Basidiomycota, Exobasidiomycetes, Exobasidiales, Cryptobasidiaceae. Gene Ontology annotation, biological process: transmembrane transport; carbohydrate transport. The record is from RefSeq and is a predicted model, not a curated record. Gene Ontology annotation, molecular function: carbohydrate:proton symporter activity. Gene Ontology annotation, cellular component: membrane. The transcript has 5 exons.
CAUUUAUGGGGAAGUGACAGCUAGUGGCAUCACCGUUAAAAAGGGAGCACCGUUUGCUUCGUUGCCAUCCUACCAUCCUUAUCUUCCAUCCAUUUCUUUCGACACACAACCACCUGCCUUUCUCUAAGAGCACAAUCGGCCAUGGAACCUCCUCCACACAAGUACGCAAAGGGACUUCGAGGCAAUGCUCUCCUAGCCGUUGUCGUCACGUUUUGUUCGCUCGGCUUCCUUCUCUUUGGCUAUGAUCAGGGAGUAAUGGGCGGGCUGGUGAUCAACCCCCUUUUCCUGGGUCUGGACGCGCGCCUUCAAGACCCAGACAUCCUUGGUAUCACCGUCGCCACUUUCCUUCUUGGUGGCUUGGCCGGGUCUAUCUUGGCGUCGACGCUCUCCAACAAGAUCGGAAGGAAACCCAUUGUGCUCUCUGCUUCGGUCCUGACCAUCAUCGGAGGUGCGGUUCAAAGCGCGGCCGUGAAUCUGGGCAUGCUCAUCUCCUUCCGAAUCAUUCUGGGUAUCGGCGUCGGUCUUAUGACGUCGCUAUGUCCUGCGCUCCUCCUCGAGUUCUGCCCAACAAGGAUCCGAGGUAUGGUGUCGUCUAUUGAACUCAUCCUGUGCGCCACAGGUCUUGUGCUUUCCUUUUGGGUCGAUUACGGCGCGGCGUCGUACACCUCCUCGUUUUCGUGGCGAUUUCCCCUCGCCCUCCAAGUCGCUUUCCCUCUUCUCAUGAUCCCUUUCGGCCUUCUGAUGCCCGAAUCUCCCCGUUACCUGGCGGCAAACCAUGAUGACGCAGGGGCGUUGGCUGUGCUCCAUCGCAUCUACCCAAACGACCCCAGCGAAGCCGAGCGUGUCAUGACGCAGCUUCAGGAAGCCAUCCGACUCGAGCACGAGGUCAGCCGAUCCUCGGGCUACUGGACAGCUUUCCAAAACAACAAGCAGCGAUUCAGGUACCGUACGCUGCUGGCGCUGGGCGUUCAAUUCUGCCAACAAUCGUCCGGCAUCAAUGUCGUCACAUACUACGGCACCUACGUCUUUUCCACGAGCUUGGGCCUGGAGCCCAAAGCUGCGUUGCUGAUGAAUGGAUGGAACGGAAUUCUGGCCGUUGGCUCGACGACCGUUUCCGUCCUGACCGGUCUCGUCGACAGUGUCGGAAGAAUCCGCCUCAUGAUGAUAGGUGCAGCCAUGAUGGGCAUCUCGAUGGCCAUCUUGGCCGGCACGACGGGGCCCCAGCACGCUGGCGACAAAAUGUAUGGCGCUGCCGGCACCGCAUUUAUCUUCAUCUUUCUCAGCUUCUUUUCGAGCUGCUGGCUUGCUCCGAGCUGGAUCUACCCUAGCGAGAUUGCCCCCCUCGCCAUUCGUGGUCAAGUGGCCUCGAUGGGCUCAGGUGUCAACCUGUUGUCCAACUUCGCUGUGGUGCAAAUCACACCCAAAGCGAUCCAGAACAUCUCAAACCGCUACUUCAUCGUCUUUGCCGUCUUCAAUGCUGUGACAGUCUUUGCCCUGUACUUCCUGUACCCGGAGACGUCACGACUGACGCUGGAAGAGAUCGACCUGCUGUGA